Molecule: messenger RNA, 679 nt
Organism: Alosa sapidissima (American shad)
Lineage: Eukaryota; Metazoa; Chordata; Actinopteri; Clupeiformes; Clupeidae
Gene: plaat1
Product: phospholipase A and acyltransferase 1
Exons: 5
Coding region: 71-610 (179 amino acids)
Biological process (GO): N-acylphosphatidylethanolamine metabolic process
Cellular component (GO): cytoplasm
Molecular function (GO): A2-type glycerophospholipase activity; glycerophospholipid phospholipase A1 activity
Source: RefSeq, a predicted model, not a curated record
GGAGGGAUAAGAUGCCACCUCAAAUGCUCAUCCUCUUUUUUGAGUGAAAAGUGUGGAAACAUGAUGUGGGAUGGAUAGACCCCCAAGUGAGACUUAUAAUAUGGCCUCCAGUGAAGCUGACCCCUCUGAUCCUCCCGGGAACCCCCAGCCGGGUGACCUCAUCGAGAUCUUUCGGCCGGCCUAUCAACACUGGGCGCUUUACCUGGGGGAUGGUUACAUCAUCAACCUGACACCUGUCGAUGAGGGCCAGGCGGCGGCCAUGUCCAGUGUGAAGUCGGUGUUCAGCCGGAAGGCCGUCGUGCGCAUGCAGCUGCUAAAGGAGGUAGUGGGCGGCGACUCGUACCGCGUCAACAACAAGUACGAUGACAACCACACCCCUCUGCCCGUCCUUGACAUCAUACAGCGAGCGCAGCACCUCAUUGGCCAAGAGGUGUCAUAUGACCUCCUCGGGAGCAACUGUGAACACUUUGUGACGCUGCUGCGAUACGGGGAAGGAGUUUCUGAGCAGGCAACGCGAGCCAUCGGCGCCAUCAGUCUGGUGACGGCGGCGGCAAGCGCCUUCUCAGUGCUGGGCCUUAUUAACACACGCUCCAGGAACCGCCCAUUCUGACCUCCGACCUCCGACCUCUGACCUCCCCUUAUCCUCACCAAGAGCCAUCACAUAUGACCUCUGACCUAA